Aspergillus glaucus CBS 516.65 is the source of this 477-nucleotide messenger RNA. RefSeq lists its product as uncharacterized. Bases 1 to 477 code for a protein of 158 amino acids. NCBI's taxonomy places the organism in Eukaryota, Fungi, Ascomycota, Eurotiomycetes, Eurotiales, Aspergillaceae. The transcript is spliced from 2 exons. The record is from RefSeq and is a predicted model, not a curated record.
AUGACAAUAACAUUCACCUCGGGCCCGCCGGCUACAAGCCUUUGCGCGGCUCUUGAAGGCGAAAAAGUCGCCCUCUGCAAGAACUGGCGCGAGAUCUUCAGGUUCUUGAACCCGGCUGUCAGGCAGUCGCAGAGGAAAUCUAAGACUUCUCCUUCUGUGACUGCUACUGCGCGCUCAGGCGUGGUCAAUGGAAAGAGAGAGGAUAGCUCUGAUCAGACAUCUGGUGUUCUCUCAUUGGAGAAUCUGCGCAAGAAUGAGAAUGAGGGAGUUGAUUGGGGCAAUGCAUUGAAUACCACGCCAGCAAAGUCGGCGUCGCCUCAUAUAGCUGAGGCAGUGGCGGAAACUGGGCCUGAUGCUAAAAUGGUUGAUGCCCCUCCUGCUGAUGAAUCUGGUAUGGAAAGGGACUUAAGUGCCAGAGUGGUUCUCUGCUCGGCGUUCCAGGAUGAAUAUUUCCAUUGGCCAACGGAGCGAGCCUGA